UAGUAAACAUAACCAAACAUUAUUAAUAUUACAUUUAAUUUUAGCUAGUAACUAACUAUUUUAAAUGUAACAAGGCAAUAAUGACGCAUAUAUACCUCUUACAGUUCUUUAUAUUUAGUAUAUGUGUAAAUUUUUUCUCAAUAUUCACUUGGUUAAUUUACUACAGCGGUUUAUUAACAUCGAAUUUGUUUCAAGAUAUCAAAUCAGAGUAUGAUUAUAUUAUAGUUGGAUCUGGUACUGCUGGCUCCCUGAUAGCACAUAGACUAGCAGAAACCAACUAUACGUAUAUAGUAAUUGAAGCCGGAGGUUUUGGUCAUCACUUUCAUGACAUCCCAGCAUUUGGACCAUUACUUCAUGGAUCGCACUUCGACUGGGGGUUUGAGACUGUUCCCCAGGACAAUGCAUGUCUUGCUAUGGAUGGCCAUAAAUGCAAACUCUCACAGGGAAAAAUAUUUGGGGGUUCAUCCAAAAUGAAUAACAUGAUUCAUGUUAGAGGGAAUAUAUCUCAUUAUGCUGAUUGGUUUCAUGGGAAAUAUACUAAAGGGUAUAUUGAAGAACAGUUUAAUUAUAUAGAGUCGGAAAUAUUUAAUUUGAGUCCCCUCCAAUAUGAUAGUAAUUUAGGUAAUGCUAUAUUAAAUGCCACCAAGGAGUUAGGUUACAAGGAGAUAAAAGAUUUUGGUAACGGCUUUAAGAAAUCGACUAUUACCCAAUAUAAUGGCAAAAGAUGGACAACAUCGCAUAACUUACAAUUAGAUCAGACAAAGGUUUUGACUCAUGUAUAUAUUGAAAAACUUUUGAUAGAAAAGUCUAAGUGUAUUGGUGUCAAGACAAGAAAUACAAAAAUUCUAGCAAGGAAAGGUGUUAUUCUUAGUGCAGGGACGAUAAAUUCAGCUAAAAUACUUCAGCUUUCUGGCAUAGGGCCGUCCGAGCUAUUACAAUCUCUUAAUAUACCCAUUGUAAAGGACUUGCCAGUUGGAAAAAACCUUCAAGACCAUAUCGGUACUGGUUUAGACUUAGUGUUGUUUGAUGAACCACAGUCAGUUACAGCUUCAGAUAUUAUGGAUCCAAUAAAUGUUGUUCAAUAUUUCUAUAGUGGUAAAGGACCUUUGACUACUCCGGGUUGUGAAGUUGUCGGUUUCAUUUCUACGAAAAACGAAGAAAUCCCUGACAUACAGUUCAUGGUGUUGCCAGUUGGCAUAACUUCAGAUAGAGGUUCACAUUUGAGGAGGAACCUCGGUAUUUCCGAUGACAUAUGGAAAAAUUAUUUCGAAAAAGUAUUUCAUAAGCACGCAGCAACAUUCUUUCCGAUAAUACUUCAUCCUAAAAGUAAAGGCGAAGUAAAAAUACAAAGUAAAAAUUCAAAUGUACCGCCUCUUAUUAAUCCAAAAUAUUUAUCUGACGAAAAUGAUAUCAGAAGUCUGGUAGAAGGUGUUAAGUUUGUCAUUAAAUUAUUAAAAACCGAAUCGCUUAAAGUCAUUAGCGCUCACAUGAACGAUACACCAUUCCCGAGUUGCAAGAAAUAUAAAAUAUUUUCUGAUUUAUAUCUUAAAUGCUAUGUUCAACAUUUGACUUUAACGAGCUACCAUCCUGUGGGUACAUGUUCCAUGGGGCUGCCAGAGUCCAUAAAUACAGUAGUAGACACUUCGUUUAGAUUGUUAGGAGUAAAAAACUUGUAUGUUGUCGAUGGUUCAGUGCUACCAACCCUACCAAGCGGUAAUAUUAACGCCGCCAUUGCUAUGAUGGGUAACAUAUUUUUUGAAAAUGUAAUACUUAACAAUAUUGAUAGAAUUGAAAAUUGCCAAAGAAUUUUCUUAGUGGAAUUGCUGCAAAGCGUAUGCUUAGCUAGAUAACAUUACUUUGUUUACUGUUUUAAUAAAGAAAUUAAAAUAAAACACGUCGUUUUUAAGGUUACGACGCACAUUGUCGUGUUUUAAAAUGAUUACGCACUCUAUUAAAAUGUUACAUCCGUUUUUCUAGUACAUUAUAAAUAUUUUUUUGCAAAAACUCAUUCACAUUUUAUCUAUUUAUUAAAUUAUUUUGCGGAACGUAAUCCGAAACGCAAGUGCGUAAAACAUAUGGAUUAAUACUUUCAGUUAUAAGAUUAAAAAAAUAUAUGUUUAGCAAAACAAAAUUUCACAACCAAUUGUCAGCCCUUGACAUAGCUUCAUAAAGUAAUAAAAGAUUAAAACUCCCACUUGAUGCUUCAUUGGUGCCAUAAUGACAUUUAUUUUGGAAUUAUAUCUUACCAGACAUAUUUAAUAUUACUAAGAAUAAAUUUUUGAAUAAUAAA
This is a messenger RNA of Danaus plexippus (monarch butterfly), 2290 nucleotides long. RefSeq names its product glucose dehydrogenase [FAD, quinone]-like. Lineage: Eukaryota; Metazoa; Arthropoda; Insecta; Lepidoptera; Nymphalidae. The coding region runs from base 81 to 1850 and encodes 589 amino acids. The record is from RefSeq and is a predicted model, not a curated record. Gene Ontology annotation, molecular function: flavin adenine dinucleotide binding; ecdysone oxidase activity. The transcript has 3 exons.